AUGGCCUCCGUCUACAAAUCCCUCGGCAAGGGCAAGGCCACCUCCAAAUCCCACGACGAAGAUGGCGACUCCAGCAAACCCAAAAACCGCCAACGAGUCCUCAUCCUCACAUCCCGCGGCGUAACAUACCGACACCGCCACCUCCUCAACGACCUCCACGCCCUCCUCCCCCACUCCCGCAAAGACGCCAAACUCGACACAAAAACCCAACUGCACCAACUCAACGAACUCGCCGACCUCUACAACUGCAACAACGUCCUCUUCUUCGAAGCUCGCAAGGGGAAAGACCUCUACAUUUGGUUGUCCAAACCACCCAACGGACCCACCGUCAAACUCCACUGUCAGAAUGUGCAUACCAUGGAAGAGUUGAAUUUCACAGGCAACUGCCUCAAGGGAUCGAGACCGGUGUUGAGUUUCGAUGCGAACUUCGAUAAGAUGGCGCAUACACGCGUGCUGAAGGAGUUGUUGACGCAUACUUUCGGGGUGCCGCAGAGCAGUCGGAAGGUGAAGCCGUUUGUGGAUCAUGUUAUGGGGUUUACGUUGGCGGAUGGGAAGAUUUGGAUCAGAUGCUACCAGAUCUCUGAGACGGAGGUGGCUAAGUCGCAGAAAGUCGCUGAGGGUGAGACAGACACCGCUGCGCCUGCGAAAGCCAUCACGAAGGCGACGGGAGGUAAACCGGAAACCCACAUUACCCUCGUGGAGAUCGGACCGCGACUUGUUCUCACUCCGAUUGUUAUCCUGGAGGGCAGUUUCGGUGGACCAGUCAUCUAUGAAAACAAGGAGUUCGUGUCGCCCAACCAGAUUAGAAGUGAUUUGCGGAAGAGUAAGGCCGGGAGGUAUAAUCGCCGGGCGGAGAGUGAGAUGGGACGGAAGGCGAGACAUCGAGAUUUGGGAUUGCGAACGGGUGAGGGGACGAGGGAGGUGGAUGAGUUGGAUGAGAGGGUGCUUUUUGCUUGA
Molecule: messenger RNA, 957 nt
Organism: Zymoseptoria tritici IPO323
Lineage: Eukaryota; Fungi; Ascomycota; Dothideomycetes; Mycosphaerellales; Mycosphaerellaceae
Product: ribosome biogenesis protein BRX1
Exons: 2
Coding region: 1-957 (318 amino acids)
Biological process (GO): ribosomal large subunit assembly; rRNA processing
Cellular component (GO): nucleolus
Molecular function (GO): rRNA binding
Source: RefSeq, a predicted model, not a curated record